This is a messenger RNA of Hyposmocoma kahamanoa, 1080 nucleotides long. RefSeq lists its product as uncharacterized. The transcript is spliced from 5 exons. Bases 1 to 789 code for a protein of 262 amino acids. Lineage: Eukaryota; Metazoa; Arthropoda; Insecta; Lepidoptera; Cosmopterigidae. The record is from RefSeq and is a predicted model, not a curated record.
AUGACACAUAUUUUGUCUUGUCCUGCAUGCCCCUACACCUGCACACGCGAGGACCUGUACAACGCCACUGAUAAGCUGUGUCAGUCGUUGAGUACUGGUCCUCGCAAGUAUAAACGUCAGAGUCGACACGCUAAGAAGAAGAAGACAAUUGUAAUGGGCAACGAGCAAUCAGUGCGCGCUUCACACUUCCACAAUGACCAUAGGCCCGAAGACGAGGACAACAGACGAAGGCCCGAAAAAACACACGAGCCCGACGAGAACGGCGACGAUGACAAUGAAAACCACAUCAGUAUUUCUAACAAAAUGGUGGAACGUCUAGUGGAAGACGCGGCUUUAGCAGGAGGUGCAGCGGCGGCGGUUGCGAAGGCAUCAGCCACUGGGCACGCACCACGAGGCGACUAUAAAGACAAGAUCUUCAUCGAGAAACUCAAGUGCCUGGAUGAUAGUCAUUCCGAGAAAACUGGUUUGACUAUAGAAGAUGUGGAUGCGACUGUAAAACGGAUAGAAAUGCGGACGGCAAACCUAGCGAAUAUCGGAACGAUCUGCGAAGAGUCUAUGAAUGUCGUCCUGGACUGCUACAACACGCCAGGGUACUCGAGUAGCGGUAAAUGCUGGGGUGUUAUCGAGCAAUUCGAGAAGUGCGUGCAGGAGCACGCGGCGGAGCGGCUGCGCGUGCGCACGCAGAAGGACGCGCGCGAGCAGGCGCGGCGCACGAGGCACAUCGCCCGCGCCCGCGAGUCGGCGCUCAAGGACCUGGGGCCCGGGCCCCGCCAGACGCCGGUGCUGUGAUCCGUGGCUUCUGCCGCCCUGGCGCGUCCGACUGCGACCCGAGUCGUCGCUACCUUCCCGAGAUCAGUGCGCGGAAGUAGCGUGUUCAAUUAUCAAUAUAUUUUGAUAGUCAGUUCUGUCUUGGACCGAUCAAUAAACAAAUCAAGGAAACGAUGUGUCUUCGUGACUCUUUUGUAUAGCGUUUUAAAUGUUACACAAUGCAAUCGGUAACCUAUCACAAACUCGAUUUUUUUUUCCGAAAUAACGUAUGUUCGAAUUUUCAUUACAUUGAAAACCGAAUUAUAACGAAAU